Dicrocoelium dendriticum is the source of this 1059-nucleotide messenger RNA. NCBI's taxonomy places the organism in Eukaryota, Metazoa, Platyhelminthes, Trematoda, Plagiorchiida, Dicrocoeliidae. The record is from the annotation of a GenBank genome assembly.
GGGGGGGGGGGGGGGGGGGGGGGGGGGGGGGGGGGGGGUGGGGGGGGGGGGGGGGGGGUGGGGGGGGGGGGGGGGGGGGGGGGGGGGGGGGGGGGGGGGGGGGGGGGGGGGGGGGGGGGGGGGGGGGGGGGGGGGGGGGGGGGGGGGGGGGGGGGGGGGGGGGGGGGGGGGGGGGGGGGGGGGGGGGGGGGGGGGGGGGGGGGGGGGGGGGGGGGGGGGGGGGGGGGGGGGGGGGGGGGGGGGGGGGGGGGGGGGGGGGGGGGGGGGGGGGGGGGGGGAUGGGGGGGGGGGGGGGGGGGGGGGGGGGGGGGGGGGGGGGGGGGGGGGGGGGGGGGUGGGGGGGGGGGGGGUGGGGGGUUGGGGGGGGGGGGGGGGGGGGGGGGGGGUGGGGGGUGUUGUGGGUGGGGGGGGGGUGGGUUGGUGGGGGGGGGGGGGGUGUUGGGGGUGGGGGGGGGGGGGGGGGGGGGGGGGGGGUGGGGGGGGGGGGGGGGGGGGGGGGGGGGGGGGGGGGGGGGGGGGGGGGGGGGGGGGGGGGGGGGUGGGGGGGGGGGGGGGGGGGGGGGGGGGGGGGGGGGGGGGGGGGGGGGGGGGGGGGGGGUGGGGGGGGGGGGGGGGGGGGGGGGGGGUGGGGGGGGGGGGGGGGGGGUGGGGGGGGGGGGGGGGGGGGGGGGGGGGGGGGGGGGGGGGGGGGGGGGGGGGGGGGGGGGGGGGGGGGGGGGGGGGGGGGGGGGGGGGGGGGGGGGGGGGGGGGUGGGGGGGGGGGGGGGGGGGGGGGGGGGGGGGGGGGGGGGGGGGGGGGGGGGGGGGGGGGGGGGGGGGGGGGGGGUGGGGGGGGGGGGGGGGGGGGGGGGGGGGGGGGGGGGGGGGGGGGGGGGGGGGGGGGGGGGGGGGGGGGGGGGGGGGGGGGGGGGGGGGGGGGGGGGGGGGGGGGGGGGGGGGGGGGGGGGGGGGGGGGGGGGGGGGGGGGGGGGGGGGGGGGGGGGGGGGGGGGGGGGGGGGGGGGGGGGGGGGGGGGGGGGGGGGGGGGGGGGGGGGGGGGGGGGGGUAGGUGGGGGAUAG